Molecule: messenger RNA, 1869 nt
Organism: Aspergillus pseudotamarii
Lineage: Eukaryota; Fungi; Ascomycota; Eurotiomycetes; Eurotiales; Aspergillaceae
Product: Alpha/Beta hydrolase protein
Exons: 1
Coding region: 1-1770 (589 amino acids)
Molecular function (GO): carboxylic ester hydrolase activity
Source: RefSeq, a predicted model, not a curated record
AUGUGGUCGUGGUCUCCGAUAAUCACUUUUUUAUGGCUUGUAGAGUUGGUACGCCCAUUAUGGCACGUGGAUGUUCACAGAGUGAAACCCGUCGUCACGAUCAGAAAUGGAACCCUGCUUGGUGUACACAAUGCCCGGUACCAUCAGGACUUCUUCCUUGGAAUUCCAUAUGCUCAGCCUCCAGUCGGGGGCUUUCGAUACGAGCACCCACAGUCGCUGAACGAGUCGUGGGAAGUCCCGAAGCAGGCUGAUUCUUACGGAUUUUGGUGUCACUCCGCGCCUCUCUCUCUCCCAGGCUACACACAGAAUGGGUUUCACCAUGAAGAAGAUGAAGACUGUUUGACUCUAAAUGUUGUCCGCCCUUCAGGAGUGACUCCCACCUCUCACCUUCCCGUUCUUGUGUACAUCUAUGGAGGUGGAUUACAAGAAGGGGGUAGCGCAGACCAGCGGUACAAUAUGUCUUUUCUUGUACAAGAGUCCGUCAAAAUGGGCAGUCCCACGAUCGGAGUUAGUUUCAACUAUCGAGUCUCUGGAUUUGGAUUUCUGUCCGGUCGCGCGUUCAAGGACUCGGGCCUCGCAAACCUUGGCUUAUACGACCAACGGAAGGCACUACACUGGAUCCAAGAGAAUAUUGCCGCGUUCGGGGGAGACCCUACGCGUGUCACGAUUCAAGGAGAGUCCAGCGGAGCUUUAUCCGUUGGAUACCAUCUUCUGGCGUACGAUGGUCGUGAUGAUGGACUUUUCCGAGCUGCGAUCACUCAGAGUGGCGCUCCCCUUAGUUCAGCAGCGCUCAUCCCGCUGGACGAACAGGAGCAGAUGUAUCAGGAUGUUCUCGAUGCUACUGGGUGUGCUACUGCAAUCGAGGCCAUUGACUGCCUACGACGAGCACCAGUGGAAGCGCUUAAGGCUGCAUUCCAGCAAAGAUUCUUUUUUCCUGUUAUGGAUGGAAAAUUCAUCACCGACUUUCCCUCAAACGCGCUCAAGCAGGGAAGGUUUGUGCAAGUGCCAUUGCUCAUCGGGUCCAACUUAAACGAAGGGACAGGGUACAUCGCUUCAGGUAUGUUCGGUCCUGUCAACUCACCGACCGAUUUGAGAGCUGUGAUCACCGGGUUCGGAGCUGGGAAGUAUCUUACCAACGACACCCUCAACGAGAUAGUGGAUAGGUAUCUUCAGUUACCUAUCCGUGAAGUCCGCGCUGACUUGGGGACUGUUCUCAUCUCCCCUAGUUCUCAUUACGGCUCCAUGUAUGGAUAUAGCACGCUCUACAUUGGUGACUACCUUGUCAACGCCCCCAAGCGGUAUAGUGCUCAAAUGUGGGCGGCACACGGGACGCCUGUCUAUAGCUAUCUCUUUGCCGUUGUCCCUAAUGGCUUAACCCCUCGGGUCCUCGGUGCUGCUCACUUCCAGGAGGUUGCCUUCGUGUUCAGGAACUCUGCCGGAGUGGGGUUUACAUCUCCUCCCCUCCGUUCAUUUGAUAGCCAAACUGAGCGCCGACUACAAGAUGUUAGCCACCAGAUGACCCGUAUGUGGCUAAGUUUUGUAGGCACGUUAUCUCCGAACAAUCACCAGAGUAGGUUACUUUGCUGCUUCUCCCAGCCAGAUUACUCACUACAUGUAGUGCCAGAUUUCAAGACACAAUGGCCAGUAUAUCAGAAAGGCUGGGGCGCAAAUUUGGUGUUCCGUCUUGCAAGUACAACGGUGGAGCCUGACACCUGGCGGUCGGGGAUUAUCCAACGUCUCAUUGCCGCCUUUGACGAGUAUAAGUUCUAAUUCAAGAGCUGUGGUAGAUUGUGGCCGUCAUUGCCGCAGAUCUGGAGAAGGGACGAGAAAUGACCUUGGUCUGAGGUGACAGUGAUUGGUUGGUGAAGU